AUGUUUCAGAUCAUGGAUCUUACAGCACUACGAUACAUCAACCGAUUUUCCGUGGCCAAGGGGGUUCCGACCAACGACAAAAUCUCCUACGGAGCGUUGGCCAACAAGGUCGGCGUCGAUGAAUCUCAACUGAAGCGAGUCCUGCGAUACGCCAUGACGAAGAGCAUCUUCAUCGAGGUCGACGGUGAAGUGGCCCAUACUGAGACAUCACGACUUCUCCUCCAGGAUGGCAUUGCGACUUUGAGUAAAUACUCCAGUGACAGAGGAUGGCCGAUUGCGAGCUGUUUCAAUGAUGCUAUUGACAAAUGGGGCCACGGCUCGCCAGAGCCGAACGAGACGGCUUUCAACGUUUUCAAGGACACCAACUUGUCCAUGUUUGAGUACCAUGAGCAGCACCCCGAUUUUGGCGCGGAUUUCCACGCUGUCAUGAAUCAAUUCACAAAGUCGCCGCCAUUGUCUCAUGAACACAUCAAGUCGGCAUUUGAAUGGAGCAGCUUGUCUCACGCAACAAUCGUCGACGUGGGCGGCAGCCUCGGCCAUGGCAGUGUUGCUAUUCUGGAGACGAAUCCCACGCUCACAUGUGUCGUCCAGGAUCUCCCAAAGACAAUCGCACAGGCGACAGAUCCUUCGACAUCGAUCGUUCCCGCCCAUAUGAAGAGCCGGAUCAGCUUCCAAGAGCACAGUUUCUGGGAUCCUCAACCUGUGGCCGCCGACAUUUACUUUCUCCGAAUGAUAUUUCACGACUGGGCAGACAAAUACGCCAAGAAGAUCCUGCAGGCUCUUCUGGUGGCCAUGAAACCGGGUUCAAGGCUCCUGAUCAUGGACUAUGUCACACUUCGGUACGGUACGCUCAAGAUCGGGGACGAGCGACGGAUGCGUAUCCGGGAUAUGCAAAUGAUGGUGAUGCACAAUGCGCUGGAAAGAGACGAGGGCGAAUGGAGACGUCUCUUUGCCGAGACAGAUUCCAGGCUGAGCUUGAUCAAAAUACGCAAGCCAGCCGGAAGCGCCCUAUCAUUGCUUGAAGUAGUUUUGGAUGACCGGAGGGAUUCUGUGCUUCAGCCUUGA
Messenger RNA from Fonsecaea multimorphosa CBS 102226, 1065 nucleotides. RefSeq lists its product as uncharacterized. The record is from RefSeq and is a predicted model, not a curated record. Gene Ontology annotation, molecular function: O-methyltransferase activity. NCBI's taxonomy places the organism in Eukaryota, Fungi, Ascomycota, Eurotiomycetes, Chaetothyriales, Herpotrichiellaceae. The transcript has a single exon. Bases 1 to 1065 code for a protein of 354 amino acids.